AUGAAUAAAUUUUUGUUCCUCUCCUUGAUUAUUUCUGUUUCUUUAGCUUCUCUUGAUGAUUAAGAUCUCAUCAAGAAAUAUUCUAUCAAAAUUCAUUAAAGAGGCGACAAUUCUAAUUAUCCAGAAAAAGGUGAUUAAGUCAAAGUGCAUUAUACAGUAAUUAUUUAUUUCUAUAUAAGGGAAAAUUACUUGAUGGCACAAAAUUUGAUAGUAGCAAGGAUAGAAAUCAACCUUUUGAAUUUAGAGUAGGAAUAGGUUAAGUCAUUAAAUGUUGGGAUGAGGUUGUUUUGAAUUUAACACUUGGUGAUAAAGUCACAGUUAUCUGUCCAUCUGAUACAGCAUAUGGAAAUAGAGGAGCAGGAAGAGUCAUUCCACCUAAUUCAGAUUUAUAAUUUGAUAUUGAUAUGCUAGGAUUUAGGGAUUAGGAAUUAUGAUGAAUAAAAUUUUAUAUACAUAAAAUAAAAAG
Molecule: messenger RNA, 466 nt
Organism: Paramecium sonneborni
Lineage: Eukaryota; Ciliophora; Oligohymenophorea; Peniculida; Parameciidae
Source: the annotation of a GenBank genome assembly